AUGUCUCGAGUCUUCCUCGCGUUUGUAGCGCUGUGCGUAUUCGCGUGCCACGGUGCACGUUUGAAAAUUGUCAACGGUCAACUGGCUGAUAUCAAGGAUUUCCCAUACAUGGUUUCGCUACAAUAUAACGGGACUUUCUUCGGCCAUGACUACGAUCAUUUCUGUUGUGGUAGUAUUAUCAGCAAUGAAUGGAUCAUAACUUCUGCUCAAUGUGCCAAUGCGUUUGAUACCGAAAAGUUUCAUGUGAGAGCCGGCUCAUCCAAAUACUACGAGGAUGGAGUAGUAUACAAGGUAGCCAAAACAUUUCUACAUCCCAAGUUUAAUCAGCUUAGCUAUGAUUAUGAUGUCGGCUUGCUUAAGGUGAGUUCAACUGUUAAACUUGCUCUACAUUUACAAAUCACAAGUAUUUGGUUACUUGGGCCGAUAUCCGACCUUCUUCAUGGAAGUCAAAUUGAAAAGAUAAGUCGUGAGAGAUGCAAGUAUGCCUAUGGAUCUAACAGACUCACUGAUAAUAUGUUUUGCGCGUUCACUGAAGGAUUUGGACCAUGUGUAGGUGAUUCUGGGUCUGGGGCCAUUCUGGAUGAUCAGAUAAUAGGUGUGACGUCGUGGACUUACGGCUGCGCAUACGAAAAUCCAACAGUAUACGCGAAGGUAAGUUCAGCGCUCGAGUGGAUAAUCGGAACGAUGAGUCAUGAUAAUGAAGAAUCUUACCAAAUGGUUUUCUAA
Phymastichus coffea is the source of this 726-nucleotide messenger RNA. RefSeq names its product trypsin-7-like. The record is from RefSeq and is a predicted model, not a curated record. Lineage: Eukaryota; Metazoa; Arthropoda; Insecta; Hymenoptera; Eulophidae. The coding region runs from base 1 to 726 and encodes 241 amino acids. Gene Ontology annotation, molecular function: serine-type endopeptidase activity. The transcript has 5 exons. Gene Ontology annotation, biological process: proteolysis.